AUGGUUGGUGUCGGCCGUGCUGUCCACCCGCGAAGGUCCACUGAUUUGGCAAUCUUUCAGGAGUGGCUAAGGAUAUGCCGCGAAACCCACACAAAUUGUCGCCAAAAUGAAGAUGUAAAGUUGCCGACGCGCGUCCUAGAUAUUGGUUCUAGCACCUUCGAUCAUAUCAAAUUAAGAGAAGUCUCGGGUUCGACAGGAUCCUACGUUGCCCUUAGUCAUUGCUGGGGUGGCAAAAUCGCGGUACAGACUACGCAAAACAACCUUCACGCCUACAAGAAAGAAAUCAAUUUUGGCUGUCUGCCUAAGGAUUUCCAGGACGCUGUGACAGUCACAAGGAGCCUUGGUCUAAAGUAUCUCUGGAUUGAUGCGUUGUGCAUCAUUCAGGAUAGUACAGAGGAUUGGGUGAAAGAGUCGGGAAAUAUGGCGGCUGUUUACCAAAACGCUUAUAUAGUUCUGGGGGCAGACAUGUCGGAUAACGCACACGGCGGAUUUUUAGAAAACGAAGAAGGCGGUUAUCCUAGAGAGGAUGUACCAGUAGCUAUUGUUGAUAGCGAAAAUACAACCGUAUACGCUCGAUGGCAAAAUAAAUUGCACCGGAAUCCGUGUGCGGUGUUCAUGAAUGGCCUGAGGCUUGCGGAUACUGGUGAACCUCUUAUGCAAAGAGCGUGGACAUUGCAGGAGCAACUGCUAGCCUCUCGAAUGGUGCACUUGGCAAGGAAGGAGAUGAUAUGGGAAUGCGACUCAGCGUUAUCCUGUGAAUGUAUGGAGCUGGACAGAGGCAUCUCAGCCGAAAACGAGAGGAUUCGCUAUCACAAAGCAUUAAAUUCCCAUUCCGCCGACAAGUUCAAGAUUUGGUACGAAGUUGUGAAUGACGCAGCGGCUCGGGGCCUCACUGAACCCAGCGACAUACUCCCAGCUCUCUCUGGACUGGCUCAUCAUUUUCAAGAACACGGCGCUGGGCCCUACCUAGCUGGUCUAUGGCGAAAUGACUUGCCGCGAGGACUUCUGUGGCGCACGUGUGACGCACGGAAUAGUUCUCGCGCAAGUCCGUAUCGAGCACCCUCAUGGUCCUGGGUAUCAAUACAAGGCGAGAGCGCUAUGUAUGAGGGAAGUGUGUUUGACUACCACUCAGAGCUAAAGCAUGUAUAUGCCAACGUUCUGGAAGCAGAAUGCCAUACAGAGGCAGAGGAUCCUUGUGGCGCUGUUUACAGCGGUAGGAUGAAGGUUUCUGCGCCUGUUUCAGAAAUGACAGCCACGACUUCUAUCCAAACUCAAGAAUCCCACCCCAGUACAAAGAUGGCAGGCCAGAAACGCACCUCACGCAGGUCUCCUUCCUCUCUCGCGGACGCAUAUCGCGACAUCCCCGGCCUUCUAGCCCGUGAAGCCACCGACCCUCUCCGUCAGCAAGCCCUUUCGCACAUCACAAACCCGAGAGAAACACCACUUCCCACUAACUGGGUCUCGGAGCGUAUCAAGGUCAGAGACGCGAGGAAGAAUCAGCGCAAAGAAGCCCUCCAGAAAGCCGAGCGCAUCAUCAAGGCCCGGCUGGUGGGAUCUUUCGUGACGGCCGAGGAGGUUCACUGGGCCAACCAGAUCUGCAAGGAAGAGGAGGCAGCUGAAAACGCUAAGCACAAGGCGAAGGCAGAACUGAUUGUGAUGGGUACUGCAAAUUAG
Molecule: messenger RNA, 1674 nt
Organism: Cucurbitaria berberidis CBS 394.84
Lineage: Eukaryota; Fungi; Ascomycota; Dothideomycetes; Pleosporales; Cucurbitariaceae
Product: HET-domain-containing protein
Exons: 2
Coding region: 1-1674 (557 amino acids)
Source: RefSeq, a predicted model, not a curated record